AUGGCCACCAAAACAUUGGAGGCUCGCUUCGAGCAUCUCUCCGUCAAUGACGAAAAUGAAAUGCCAACUGGAACUGUGGUCAAGUCCCAGAAUGCCAGUCAAGGAACCAUAGCAAGUCUACCUUCCAACCAGCCUCGACCUAACCUGGUCAAAUACGUCCUUCCAACCACGAGUGAAUCAAGACAAAAUGCUGCUCAGAUCACCACAAUCACAACGACAACGACCGUCCCUACUCUCCCCCCUUCUCCAGGACGAAAAGCGGUGACAUCAGCUCGUUCCUCCGAUGAGAGCACUGAGUCGCACAAACAGUCAAGUUCGCAAAGCUAUUUCGAUCAGCCCAAUGCCCCCAAAAAAUUCCAGUUGGGUAUGUUUGAAAUAGGAAAGCCCCUGGGAAAAGGAAAAUUCGGACGAGUAUACCUUGCCAGAGAAAGAUCUUCGGGAUUUGUUUGCGCCUUGAAGGUCCUCCACAAAUCCGAAUUGCAACAAGGCAAGAUCGAGAAGCAAGUUCGACGAGAGAUUGAGAUUCAAUCGAAUCUGAGACACCCCAACAUCCUGAGACUGUUUGGACAUUUCCAUGACAGCAAGAGGGUAUUCCUCAUUCUUGAAUUCGCCGGCAAAGGCGAAUUGUACAAACAUCUGCGCAAGGAGCACAGAUUCCCAGAAUGGAAAGCAGCUCAGUACAUCGCUCAGAUGGCAGCGGCACUCAAAUACUUGCAUAAGAAGCACGUCAUGCAUCGAGACAUCAAGCCCGAAAACAUCCUGGUCGGCAUACACGGUGAGAUCAAGAUCUCAGAUUUUGGCUGGUCAGUGCAUGCACCAAACAACCGAAGACAGACCAUGUGUGGAACUCUGGAUUAUCUUCCACCGGAGAUGCUCAAACCAGGGAGCUCUGACAAUUUCUACACCGAGAAAGUCGAUCUCUGGAGUCUGGGUGUUUUGACCUAUGAGUUUUUGGUUGGCGAGGCACCGUUUGAAGAUACACCCAUCAUGACGCAAAGAAGAAUUGCUCGAGGGGACAUGUCGGUGCCGAGUUUCGUGAGUGCCGAGGCGAAAGAUCUCAUACACAGACUCCUCGUUCUCGAUCCCGAAAAGAGAAUCCCUCUCGACGACGUCCUUCGGCAUCCUUGGAUCAUCAAACAUUGUGUGACCAAAGGUGGUGUACAUGAACAUGACACACAGAGAGCACCAGGGAGCAAAGACUCGAGCUCGGGGCAAUGA
Messenger RNA from Rhinocladiella mackenziei CBS 650.93, 1218 nucleotides. RefSeq lists its product as uncharacterized. Bases 1 to 1218 code for a protein of 405 amino acids. Gene Ontology annotation, molecular function: ATP binding; protein kinase activity. Gene Ontology annotation, cellular component: spindle midzone; chromosome passenger complex; spindle pole centrosome. NCBI's taxonomy places the organism in Eukaryota, Fungi, Ascomycota, Eurotiomycetes, Chaetothyriales, Herpotrichiellaceae. Gene Ontology annotation, biological process: regulation of cytokinesis; protein phosphorylation; mitotic spindle organization. The transcript has 3 exons. The record is from RefSeq and is a predicted model, not a curated record.